GUGCACAGACAGCAGUGGAGGACAGUGAGAGGAUCUUUACUGAGCUGAUCAGCUCCAUGGAGAAAAAGCGCUGGGAGGUGACGGAGCUGAUCAGAGAUCAGGAGAAGGCUGAACUGAGUCGAGCUGAACGACUCCUGGAGCAACUGGAGCAGGAGAUUGCUGAUCUUCAGAGGAGAGUCACUGAGCUGGAGCAGCUUUCACACACACAGGAUCACAUCCAUUUCCUCCAGGUUUUAGCUUCUGGACGUCGAUCUCCUCCACUUAUCGGACCAGAUUUUCACACAUCCAGCGUCACUGUCCAUCAACAUCUCUCAUUUGAUGGAGUGAGGAAUUCUCUCUCAGAUCUGAAAAAGAGACUCGAGGAAUUCUGUGAGGAGGAAUUCAACAAAAUCCCUCCACAUGCUGCAGCAGUUCAGAUCAUUUCAGGACCAGAAACACUGAGCAGAGAAGAGUUUCUGAAAUAUUUCUGUUAUCUGACUCUGGAUCCCAACACGGCACAUCGUCACCUCAUUCUGUCUGAGAAGAACAGAGCAGUGAGAGAUAGUGGGAGAGAGCAGCGUUACUCUGAUCAUCCAGAGAGAUUUGAUUCCAACUGUCAGGUGUUGUGUAAGGAGAGUGUGUGUGGACGCUGUUACUGGGAGGUGGAGUGGAGCGGUGCUGGUGGUGUCUCCAUAUCAGUCUCAUAUAAAGACAUCGUCAGGAAAGGACUGGGUAAUGAGUGUGGGUUUGGAGGCAACAAUCAGUCCUGGAGUCUGUGGUGUUCUUCUUCUUCUCUUUCUUUCUGGCACAACAACAUUAAGACUGAUCUCAGAGUUCCAUCAGCCUCCAGAAUAGGAGUGUAUGUGGAUCACAGUGCAGGAACUCUGUCCUUCUACAGCGUCUCUGACACGAUGAAGCUCCUCCACAGAGUCCACACCACAUUCACUCAGACUCUAUAUGCUGGGUUUGGGUUCUUCAAAGUUUCUGGGUUAGCGUUCUACUGGUUUUCUGGUUCUACUGUGAGAUUGUGUGAUCCAUAGUAAAAAAAAAGUGUUUUUUUUUCUUUUUUAUGUAAAAUUCCUGCACGUUGCCACGUUGUUGGUCAAUCGUCUGUUUUAUUCGAACACAAUCCAGCUGGACAAAAAACAGUCACUUUAUUAUUUAAGUUAAAGCAUCUCAUCUCAUUAUCUCUAGCCGCUUUAUCCUUCUAUAGGGUCGCAGGCAAGCUGGAGCCUAUCCCAGCUGACUACGGGCGAGAGGCGGGGUACACCCUGGACAAGUCGCCAGGUCAUCACAGGGCUGACACAUAGACACAGACAACCAUUCACACUCACACCUACGGUCAAUUUAGAGUCACCAGUUAACCUAACCUGCAUGUCUUUGGACUGUGGGGGAAACCGGAGCACCCGGAGGAAACCCACGUGGACACAGGGAGAACAUGCAAACUCCACACAGAAAGGCCCUCGCCGGCCCCGGGGCUCGAACCCAGGACCUUCUUGCAGUGAGGCGACGACACUAACCACUACACCACUGUGCCGCCCCUAAGUUAAAGCAUGUAUAAUGUAAAUGUAUAAUAAUUAAAGGUAGACUGCCUCUCAGAUUUUUUUUUAAUUUAAGCCAUAAAAAUAAUUUUCCCUGACACCCAAUUCUUUUUUAGUGGACCGAAUGCUACUGAAUUCGAAACUCGGACUUCAAAUUUUAUUACUUUUUUUCCCUAAAAGAACAAUUAAUGAAUUUCGAGCCAUGUGGCCCUAAAUUCUCUGCCAUUUUUUUCUUGCCUCACCGUGACCUAAUCCAAGAUGCUAUGUCAUGCAUAACAUGGCAGGGUUUCCCUGUUGUGGGAUGCAAAUUUGCAACCUGAGAGAACAGAUCAGACAUCCUGUCACUCCUUCAAUCAAACUUUAAAGAUUUUUUUCUCUACUCGGGCUCAUGUCUGAAACGGGUGGGUUAUACAGGAAAUUCACGAGGUUAUACAAAAGUCGAGUUUAGGAAAGUGUAUUAGUGGCAUUACAAAUGUAGUGUAGGGUUCAUAUUCCAAAAGCUAUUACUUCUGAUCACUACGUUUGGCAAAAACAUGAGCAAAUACAAAAAUCAAAAAGAUGAAUGGAACGGCUUUGCUUAUAUAGUGAACACUGAAACAGGCAGGCGGGCUCAAUGUCACUUUAGUUUUUAUUUUUUAAACUGUCACUUAACACAAAACACGCUUUUUAGCAGGUUCAAAAUAAACUGUGUGCUACUGCACCAACGUGAUUUCAGCCAGGGGAAGAAAUUCAUACUACACACACACACACACACACACACACACACAGCACCUUCACCAGGCUUGCAUGCCAUUCACAAACCGGUGCUUGACCACGCCUUCGCUGCCACAGUGAAAAAGAACCGUAUACUGUCUUGCUCAAUGAAAUAAACUGCACAGUAUGAUAGUGAAUCGAGAGGUUGUUCACCAGAAGUUGUGCAAUAUAGGUGCAUAGCCUAAUUACACACAUUUUUGCUCAGCGGUCUUCACCAUCGCAAUGAUAAAAAAAGAAUCUUCUACGUAAACUAUCUAAUGCACGGGAAUAAUAUUUACAUUGUGAAAUCAAUACAUAAUUUUUGUUCUGAAUAAUUGGCUAGAAUACGCUCAGUGAAAAAAGGACUUCAACAAGAUGAGUGACCAGGUUCAAGUUCGCCUCAAAAAGAUACAUAUUCAAGCUAAUUGCAGCAUGUUCUUCACUAAUUACAAUAUUUACGAUAGGGAGAAACAGACUAACCAGCAUUUGAGGUGUAGGGUCCACUGGCUCCAUCAUAUUUUCUGUCACAACUUGAAUUCUGAAGUUGCAAUGUGAAUAUUAUUGAGAUUAGCUCAUCAUCUCAUGGCAAAAUGACGUAACUGGGUCAGUGCAUGGUCAAUGAAAACCUGCGCAGGCGCACACUGGACUUCCUCUGUCUGCUUGACUGCGCGAAGCGAGUGAUUUCUUGCACAUUAUUUGCGAGGAAUCCCCUCAAAAUAAAUAACUUACCAGCCACAAAAUGGCCUGGGUUUAUAUAUAUAUAUUACAGAAAUAACCAUAUAUCACAAUGACCAAAUUUGAGAGAGAAAUAAAUUUCAGCGAUUUUAUGAAAUCAAAAGGCCGUCUACUUUUAAAAAGGGAAUGUUAAAAAUUAACUGUCAGACAAGAAACUCAAAUUUUAAAAAGAAAAUGAUCUCUCAUGACUUUAGCAUAAUAAAUUUCUAUUUGUUUCAUAUUAAGCAGCCUCUCAUUAAAUAACUAAUAAACAGUAAUAAAGUCAGAACAGAACAACAUUUUAAUGUCACACUAUAUAAAAAUAAAACACACUACAACCCCGCUAUAAUCAACUCCUUGGGGGACGUCCAAAUAGUUUGUUAUCCAGAAAAGUUCGUAAUACUGAAAUGGACCCCCUUGUCAAGUCAUGUUUGGAAUUCUGAGAUUGAUUGUAUCCUAGUCAUAAUUCUAAGCAGGAACAAUGUCAGCUCAUGAGCUUUAUAAAACCCAAGCUUAAAAUGUAAUUACCAUAUAUAUAAUCAACCUUCAAGCUUAGAUUUGUGAGUUGGGGCUCAAGAAAGAUAAAAAGCAUUUUUAUGCACGAAUAGCCAAGUUAAUGAAAAAACUCUUGCUUUUGGUGGAACAUCUUCACCCACUGCACUUCAUCCCCUUUAGAAGAGGGGUGGGUGUGCAGCAACUGCAGAAUCUCCACUUUUUAAAAAAAGUAAUUAGAUUUUCUUUGUUAAAUUACACAUUUUUGAUCUGUUUAUUAGUUGUCCUAGAUUAUGUGGUGUGGCGUUUUCUCUGUGUAAGUCCUGAUGAAUGAGCUGUAAAUGUAGAAAUGCUAACUCAUUAGAAUGAGUGUAUACACAUGUUAUAACUGUAGCUGUACUUCUGUCAGAGUUGCUGUUGUAGAAAAGGGAGAUUGUGAAUAAGUGAUUCUCACAGCAAUGUUGCCUCUUCAGUAACUUUUUCACAAAUGAAAAUCAUUGACACUGCAUCCUCUAGGCUAAAGAGUAUAGGGACUGUCCAUCCAGCUUGUUAUCAGUGCACAGUUCAAAAGCCAGCAUCUAUGAUGGUAUGUGGGUGCAUUAGUGCACAUGGCAUGGGUAGAGUGCACAUCUGGGCAGGCACCAUUAAUGCUGAAUUAUAUUUACAGUUUUUGGAGCAAUAUCCAGAUGAUGUCUUGUUCAGGGAAGGCCUGGCUUAUUUCAGCAAGUCAAAGGCUCAGUCAUAAAAGAGUCUGGGUGCGAAACUGGCCUGCCUGAAAUCCAGAUCUGUCUCCCACUGAAAACAUCUGGCGCAGAUUAAACAAAACAGAAAACUUGAUGAAGGAGCAACUGAAAGUAUAUAUCAGGGAAGAAUGGGACAACAUUUCACUUCCAAAACGACAGCAGUCUCUUCAGUUACCAAAUGUUUACAGAGUGUUGUUAAAAGUAGAGGUGAUGGAACACAGUGGUAAACAUGCCCCGUUCUUUCUGGAACUUUCUUGAAAUGCGUUGCUUGCAUCAAAUUCUAAAUGAGUGUAUAUUUAAAAAACAAACAAACAAAAAAAUUAUCUGCUUCAACAUUUGAUAUGUUGUCUUUGUACUAUUUUCAAUGAAAUAUAGCAUUUCCAUGAUUUGCAAAGAA
This is a messenger RNA of Neoarius graeffei (lesser salmon catfish), 4598 nucleotides long. RefSeq names its product tripartite motif-containing protein 16-like. The transcript has 4 exons. The coding region runs from base 57 to 1019 and encodes 320 amino acids. Lineage: Eukaryota; Metazoa; Chordata; Actinopteri; Siluriformes; Ariidae. Gene Ontology annotation, molecular function: protein binding. The record is from RefSeq and is a predicted model, not a curated record.